Molecule: messenger RNA, 4837 nt
Organism: Toxotes jaculatrix (banded archerfish)
Lineage: Eukaryota; Metazoa; Chordata; Actinopteri; Toxotidae
Gene: ark2cb
Product: ring finger protein 165b
Exons: 8
Coding region: 160-1230 (356 amino acids)
Molecular function (GO): zinc ion binding; ubiquitin protein ligase activity
Source: RefSeq, a predicted model, not a curated record
CAAGCAGGCGAGUCAGACAGUCGAUCCGUUCGGUUUGCCUGUGGUGCUAGCCAGCCAGCCAGCCAGCAACAACCAACCGCCUGAAUGUAGAUCCGCAUGGGCUACUACUACACUAUCUCUCCGAACAACCCAGCGGAAUCAUAAGAUAAGGAUCCCAGGAUGGUGUUAGUGCAUGUCGGAUAUCUGGUUCUUCCUGUAUUCGGCUCAGUAAGAAACAGAGGAUCCCAUUUCAACCGGCAACAGCAACAGCAGCAGCACAGCCAUGCUACCUCUUGCCGGCACUUCCAGUUAGGUCCUCAGGCCCCGCUGCCCAUGGACUUCCCCAUGCCCCACCCAGGGCAGCCACAGUCAGGCAUUAACCCCCACUUGGCCCCUCCCGGCCACCAGCAUGGCCCUCCACUCCACCCACCCCUCAAUCCCCUGCCCGCUCCCCAGUUCCAGGACAUCCCUGCCCCUCCCUUCCUACCUCAGGCAUUACACCAGCAAUACCUCCUCCAGCAGCAGAUCCUCGAGGCCCAGCACCGACACAUCCUGCCACCGUCCAGUAGACGCACCCCAGAGAGAGUUCCUCACCAGCCCCACAGAUUGCGGCCCGGCUACGAGUUUGCUCCCCCUCUCCAUGUCCCCCCUCAGCCUGUAGUGCAGCAGCCUCGCUACCUGGCUGAGGGCACAGACUGGGAUCUAAGUGUCGAUGCUGGACUGCCCCCCCACCAGUAUCACAUCCAUCCGCUGCCGCAGCACUAUCAGCACUACUUGACCUCUCCGAGGAUGCACCACUUCCCUAGAAACAAUGCCUCAACGCAAGUGGUUGUCCAUGAGAUCAGAAACUACCCAUAUCCCCAGCUGCACUUGCUGGCUCUGCAGAGCCUCAACCCCUCCCGCCACGCGUCUGCUGUUAGAGAGAGCUACGAGGAGCUUCUGCAGCUGGAGGACAGACUGGGGAGUGUCAAUCGUGGAGCGGUCCAAACCACCAUAGAGAGAUUCACUUUCCCCCAUAAAUACAAAAAGAGAAUACCCCAGGACCUAAAGAUGUGUCUGGAUGACGAGGAGCUGGACACCGAUGAGAAAUGCACCAUCUGUCUGUCAAUGCUGGAGGAUGGAGAGGAUGUCAGGAGAUUACCCUGCAUGCACCUCUUCCACCAGGCGUGUGUGGACCAGUGGCUGGCCACCAGCAGGAAAUGCCCCAUCUGCAGAGUGGACAUUGAGACCCAGCUGACCCCCGACAGUUGAUAGCUCCUGUCGACUCCUGCAGCUUUGGAUCUGGUCUUGUUAAUUCUCCAUUGCCUCCCCUCUGGGGGUGGGGGGAGCUCUGCCAAACAUCCCUCUCCCCCUCUGCAUCACUCAACGAGCCUGCCGUCUGAGACAGCUGUGACAGAGGGAUCAACAAAGCACACUCACCUACAACACAAUGAGGGACGGGGGUUGAUGCACAGAUAGGUGGCUGGACUGAAGGUUGGUUAAAUGGACUUUACUGGAUGUAAACGUUAGGAGCGGACAUGUAUGGACAGAUGUGCUGAGGCUUCACAUGAUUCUGUCAGAUUGUGUACCCUGUGUACAUUUCUCCAUACAGCCACCAACAGAGAGAGGACACACUGACUACCAACCUCCCCAGCUCAGUGUGGUGUAUUAAGGCCAUUUCUCUGCCACAACAUCUAAACCCUUUCCCCCAGGCCUGUGAAAAAUCCUUUAAGCUGCACUCUGCCCAAGCCCUCAGCACAUCUGUACAGAACAUUAUCAAAUGAUUAGCAUGAGGUUGUUUGGUGUGAACUCUUGUAGCUGAACGCUUGUGGUGUAAUGGAGUAUAGUACUGAAUAAGUAUUUACAGAGUAACAGUGUUGUGUAGCAAGCAAAAGCCUUUUGAGAAAUAUGUUUGUGAAAAAUAAACUUACAGAGAGGGUGAAUACAGCUCUAACAGUGAGAAUAUUCAGUGUGUUAAAUCAUAGGCAACAAGAGAAAGAGCUAGUUUUGUAAAAAGGCCAAAAAUCCCUCUUUCUUGUCUAACAUGGUUUUGGAUUUACAGUUAGUAGAUGCCAUCAGAGUUGAUGCUAAACCCGCUAACUGCAGGCAUGGCUUCCAGUGAUCUGUGUAGUGUCGUAGUCGGGCCUCUAUAAUCUAGAGCAGAGGCCUCAGAUGUGCAUGCUGUAUGGCAGGCUUGGGCUGUGUCGUUAAUAUUGUGGAGCAGUAGAAACAGGGACUGUGUCUGUGCAUGUGAACCGUAUACUAUGACUCUGACGAUCCCACUCAUUCAUAGAGGAGGACAAGAAUGCACCUGAUACCCCACCUCCCUACAUACACCCAUACCCACUCCUCCCGAAUAGACCAAAGUUGCCCUUAGACACUGAUCACAGACAAAUGUAGCAUUUCUCUCCUAAUAUUUGUGAUUAGGAUUAAAAAAGCUGCUAGUGGAUCCGUGUCUAACAGCAACUCCUCUGUGUUGCCUCGCUCAUGGCAUGAUCGUGAUCAUGAGAGGCCGGCAUGGGCUUUAGGAUGCAGUGCCUGAGUCUUGCCAUCAGAGUGAAUAAAAUCUGACAUUUUUAUUACCUUUUACCAGAACCUUAUUGCCUAUCGAACAAGCACAUGUGAUUUCUAUAUACAGUGAAUCGCCUCUGUUGUGUAUCGGCUCCUUUCAUUUCAAUAUAAGUUGCUCCCACUGUUUGAUUAAAAAAAAAAAAAAAAGACUGUCUGGUGUUACAGGGAAAAUACAAACUAGUUUGCCUGUGAUAUGUGCUAGAAUGUGUAUGAUUGUCCCCACAACCCCUCUCCCCCAUGGUAGUAGUGUAUGGUAUUGCUAGAACAACUGUGAUAUGUUCAGUGAUAGAAGCCGUUUUCUCUAUAUCAUGCAUGAACCAUGUUGGCGUAGUUCACUUGAAGGAGGGUGAAAGGGAGAAAAAGCCAUCCAUUUGAAAAAUACCAAACAAUUAUUCUUAACAUUAGUUUUAUUUCAAUUGUCUUUUUUCUGCCAUUUCUUUUUUUCUUAUUACUUGUAUUUUAUUUUAUUUUAUUUUAAUUCUUUUGCUCACAUGCCAAUUUGGACAUGGUACUAAUAUGCCGAGUCCUUGUCCAUUUUAACCAUAGUGAAGAAAAAGCUGCAAUGCUGCAAAAACAUAUUUAUUGUUGUUAUAAUGUAGCUUGUGUUUUGUAAAUGCACUAUAAUAUGGAGUUGCCUGAUUUUUGGUUUGGUGAUGUGGGUUCUUCUUGUCCUAGAUUUUGUGUUUCUUAUCAGUUUCAAGUAUUUUCAUGCUUCCUUGUGUAUUAUUGGAGGGUAACUUGACUGUUUGUGUUGCGUUUUUUUUUCUUUUUGUAUGAAACCUCCAUCCAAAAAACUACAGAUGGAUGAAAAUGGAGGUUCGCUAGUUCACAUAGAAUGCUGUGAUUAAAGAUGCCUUAAGUAUUUAACAAUCAUUAUUUAUUACUAACUGUAGCUAGCUAGCUAUUGUGGUGGAAUAUUUAAUGUCUCUAUCUCAUAACUUUGCAAUUUAAUCAAUAUAUUUAUUUAAAAUAACACAAAAUAUUAAAAAAAGAAUACCUCAUUAUGCAUUGGUCGGUGGGGAUGCUUUUGCAUGCCGUCUGUGUUUUCUUUUUCAAAGGAGAAAAAAAGAAAUUUGUUGAAAAAUUGACUGGUGUUUCCCAAACACAUUUUCUAGCCAGCAUGGUGCUGUUGAUCUGGAUUACAUUCCAUUCAUGACAUCUCUUGAUUUUACUUUAAAAUGUUUUUUUUUUUCCUUAAAUAUUGUCCCUGCUUUGAUCUGAAGCAGAUGACGGGGUACAACCCCUUUCGUCUUAGUAUGGCUCCACGAUUAGCUUGCUUUCAUUAUAUGAUACUGCUUUGUUUCCCAUAAUCAGUCAUAUUUGAUUAAAUUUUUGAUAUUUUUUUGUUUCAUUUUGACCAUGUUCAUGAUAUUCCAUCAUAUCUGGAUCUCAGUUUAAUGCUUAUUAUUUUAGGACCCACAUAACGAGCUGUAUUAUUUGUUCUUAUGUAUUGCUGGCAGUUGCUUUGUGUGGGAUUUCGGGAAGUAUGUAACAUGCUAACUUGAGCCAUUGAUCUUAUUGAGCAAACUUCUGGUGUACUGUGGUUAUACAAUAUAGAUAGCGUGUUUUACACCUGGGUAUAAUAAGCUAACUACGUUUUCGGUGUGCAUUUCUUAUUAAUACUCUACUAAUCCUGCAAAUUAUUAUAACAUGUAUUGGAUUGGAAUGAAGCUGGCUGGUCUUACUAUUAUUCUUAUUUCAUUUCGUGCUCUCACUGGCCUUACCCCAUGCCCUCCACAGUGUACCCCAUUACUCCAGAGCGAACUGGACAGUAGCCAUAGUAUUAACUCAAGCUGAUGAACCGGAAUGAACAGUAGAACUUAAAGCACAAGCUUUUUAAUGCAUGUCCUUCUCAGGUUUUCCUAUGUGUAUGUGGGAGUAGCUCUGUAGAUGUGUUUAAUAUGAUGCUGUACCUUCUUGAAUAUUUCAGAUGUUUCUUUGCUGCUGAAAAAAUGUCGAUUAUUAACCUGCCAGUGAAAAAGGGAAGUGGCCAUCUUUGUACAACACACUGCUGUUUUGCUGUAACCGCGCAAUGUUUUAUGAUCUUGAGUAUUUUAUAGAAAAGUAGAAGUAUGUAUCAAUAAUAUGAAAGCAAUAGCUAAAUCAUAAUGAAGAAUAACAUGAUCAGUGAAUAUUGUGGAAAAUCUUUAGAUUCACUCUGGGUGGAUUUUGUACUGUAUUUAUUACUAAUGAUGAUGCAAAAAGUUGCAUAGCUUAACCCAAACUGUUCUGUCUCUUUUUUAUUUAUUGUCUUGUAUAUGAUCUUUUUGUAUGUGUUUUUCAAAUAAACUGCCUAAAAUGCUGAGAA